Molecule: messenger RNA, 540 nt
Organism: Microsporum canis CBS 113480
Lineage: Eukaryota; Fungi; Ascomycota; Eurotiomycetes; Onygenales; Arthrodermataceae
Product: mitochondrial inner membrane protease subunit 1
Exons: 2
Coding region: 1-540 (179 amino acids)
Cellular component (GO): membrane; mitochondrial inner membrane peptidase complex
Molecular function (GO): serine-type endopeptidase activity
Source: RefSeq, a predicted model, not a curated record
AUGACUGGCCGCGUGUUCGGUGCUCUGAGCUGUCAGAAGCGCGCGUUUAUAUAUACCUUCCAUCUUGCAGGCACGUUCUGUUGGUUCAAGAUUUUCAAUGAGCACUUCUACGAGCUCAAGGCCUCGGAUGGCCCGUCCAUGUACCCUACUAUCCACUUCCAGGGAGACUGGUUACUGAUUUCGAAACACUACAAAAACGGUCGUGACAUCGGGUUUGGUGAUAUAAUUGUCUACAAGAAGCCGCAUGAUUUCCACUCCGAAGUUGCAAAGCGAGUUGUUGGGUUGCCCGGUGAUUAUGUGCUGAAGGACCCUCCAUUGAACGGAGAAACUGCUGUAGAGAAGGAUGCACAAAUGAUACAGGUUCCUGAAGCCCAUGUUUGGGUAAGCGGCGACGAUGCGCCGUGGUCCAUUGACUCCAAGGACUAUGGGCCAGUGCCGAUGGGCCUCAUCCUAGGCAAGGCCUUGGGGAGGUUCUGGUAUCCAUUCAACUACGAAAGAUUUGAAAACCCACUGAAACCAGUUACGGUGGGCGAACAUUAG